AUGACGAGAACCCAGUUUAGCGUGAAGAAGAAGCUCUCCAGUUACGAUGAAGGUUUCCCAAACGAAAAGACGCAUCUUAUUAACAACGGCGCCAAUUUAUCGAGUAUCCAAUCUGACGUGCGUCGACUGAUUCUAACAGACAGUAAUAAAAGCGGAUUCACUCAAAACUCGUCGAAGCUUAAAAACAAAUAUUGCAAAUCACAAUGGAUACCCCAUCUGAUAUUGACCAUCAUUUUAGGAUGCAUCUUCGUGAUCGCAGUCGUGUUAAUAAGAACAGCUCUAUGGCACUCGCAUCCCAGAGUAACAACACCUUUGGGAAUAAUCGAGGGUCAGUACAAAAUAUCGAGCAAAGGACGUCGGUUCGAAGCCUAUGAAGGAAUACCCUAUGGCCAACCGCCAAUCAAGGAGCAGAGAUUCAGGGUUCCGCGGCCCAUCACGUCAUGGAAAGGUGUCCUAAUGGCAAAAAAUUUUGGCCCACCGUGUUACCGUUACGGUCCAAUUCCUGCAGUACGAGGACCGAAGGACGCGGCCAAGGAUUCGGAGGAUUGCCUUUACCUCAAUGUCUACUCAGCAAUAACCGAUCACCGGAGGCUAACCGGACGGCGAACGGAUCUGCUGGCGGUUAUAGUUUUUAUUCACGGCGGGGCCUUCCGAUCCGGAAGUGGAAUGCAGUACGGCCCGGAUUACUUGCUCAACGAGGACACUAUCCUGGUCACAAUAAACUACAGGCUUGGACCGCUCGGUUUCCUUAGUACAGAGGAUCACGUUGUGCCCGGAAACAUGGGGCUCAAGGACCAAGUGGUAGCGCUGCGAUGGGUCCAUGAUAACAUUAAAUCCUUCGGAGGGGAUCCAAAGAAGGUUACGAUCAUUGGACACAGUGCAGGCGGUGUCAGCGUGCAUUACCAUUACUUGACCAACAUCACGAAAGGCUUGUUUCACAGCGGAAUUUCACUCAGUGGUACCGCACUGAACUGUUGGGCUCAGACCGAGAACUCUCUAAACAAGACUAAGCAGCUUGCAACAAAGCUUGGAUGCCCCAAUUCCACUGUUGAGAACAUGAUCGAUUGUUUGAGAGGUAAAUCCGCCCACGAUAUCACCUACGGUGCUGCAGAUUUUACCCCAUGGUUGGACAAUCCGUUCACCCCAUUUGGACCUGUGGUGGAGAAGGGAGGUGGCGAAUUUACUUUCAUCGAUAAACCGCCAAUCGAAGUAAUUAACACAGGCCAGGCUCAAGACAUCCCAUGGAUAACAGGAGUAGUUAGCGAGGAGGGUUUAUUCCCGGGUGCCGAAUUUGUAGCAAACAAAACACGCCUUGAAGAUUUGAACGAAAAUUGGCUCGAAUACGCACCCCAUUUGCUUGAUUAUAACUUUACGAUACCAUUGAGGGAUCAAAAUGAGAUAAGUACAUUAAUAAGGCAAAGUUACCUGGGUGACAAAGCAAUCGACAGUGAUAGUGUGAAUCACACGGUGCGUAUGAUGAGUGAUCGAUUGUUCAAUUACCACGCAGCGGAAGCUGCAAGGCUGCAAGCACGAGCUGGUAACACCGUAUCGUUUUAUUAUUUCUCAUACCGAGGUACCUACAGCUUCAGCGAGUGGUUCUCCAAGAAUACCCAAAAUUUUGGGGUCAGUCACGGUGACGAUAUUGCCUACGUUUUAAAGUCGUUUUUCGAUGCAACAACAACGGAACAGGACCGAGAAAUGCAAAAGGUGCUUAUUGAACUUUGGGUGUCAUUUGCGAGGAAAAGCGUACCUCAAGUGGGAGUACACUGGCCGACAGUAAACUCGAAAACGGAUGAUUUUGAUUAUCUGCACAUCGCAGGACCGGAAAGUCUCAGCAUAGAAAGAACCAGGAACUUUGGAAGGGAAAGUUUUUGGCUGAGUAUCGGUUUUAAUGAGAACAUUUUGCCAACAAAAACGACUGCGAAUUAUUCUGAAAAAAUUGUUUCAAAAUCAACUCUCAGAGCAUGGAAGAAACCAAAGAUGAAUAGCCGGCGAUCUCGACGACGUACAAUUAGCAAAAGAAAAUAACUGAUUAA
Messenger RNA from Diprion similis, 2036 nucleotides. Its product is annotated as venom carboxylesterase-6-like. The record is from RefSeq and is a predicted model, not a curated record. The coding region runs from base 1 to 2028 and encodes 675 amino acids. The transcript has 11 exons. Lineage: Eukaryota; Metazoa; Arthropoda; Insecta; Hymenoptera; Diprionidae.